This is a messenger RNA of Saprolegnia diclina VS20, 3836 nucleotides long. RefSeq lists its product as hypothetical. The coding region runs from base 43 to 3738 and encodes 1231 amino acids. Lineage: Eukaryota; Oomycota; Saprolegniomycetes; Saprolegniales; Saprolegniaceae. The record is from RefSeq and is a predicted model, not a curated record. Gene Ontology annotation, cellular component: membrane. Gene Ontology annotation, molecular function: calcium ion binding. The transcript has 3 exons.
CCAGCGAGAUGUCAUUUCCGCGAUUGAACUCGACCGGCAGCGAUGCUCCAUCGGUCGAGCAAGACGCUGCAGGACAAUGGCGUCAUCCUCGAGGACGACGCCGAGAAUGAGAAGGCGCCGGACGAGGCGCCCAAGCCCGUCGCCAAGCAGGCCUCGGACCACUCGCUCUUGACGCGCGAGGAGCUGGAAGCACUUGAGCCGCCGCCGGGCCCUCGAACCACAUCGUUUGCCGAGCCGCCGCCGAGCCCUGGUGGUCGCGCACGGUCACGUAGUACGAACGACAUACAAACAACGAUCCCGCGGCCGCCUGCGCGCAGCAACAGCCACACGCUCGAAACCUCGAGCGCGGUCGAGGAAGCGCCGUUCCUGGGCCUCCCACCUUCGUCCGACAAGCGCGCCGAGGUCAAGGCGCGCAAGCCGUUGCUCAUGAAGAGUCGAUCGAGCGGGCAAUGGCUCGCGGCCGCGGCCAAGCUCAAGAAGAAGCGUACUUCGGGUAUUGCCGAAAAGGCCAAGGACGACAAUGCCGCAAGCGCGACGCCGACGUCCAAGUCGCUGGCCGACGUCGCCAAGAAGGUUGUCGCAUCCCGUCGCGCGGCCAACUCGUUCAAGUCCAUGUGGCCCAAGGACCACCCGAGCAGCGGCAGCUUUACAACGAUCCACGGCCUCCAUCUCGAAAAAAAGAAGCUCGACUUGCGCAUUCUCAACGCGCAGUACAAGGAGGUCAAGCGCUCAGAGUUUUACGAAGAGCUCGUCGUCUACUGCGUCUUCCUCCUCCUCUUUUUCCAGCUGCUCAGCGGCCUCCCGUUCCACGGCUCGUUCCAGCAGAGCGACGUGACGGUCGACUUGACGUGCAGUGUGCCCGAGGUCUGCUCGGUCUCGUCGCCCGAUGGCAUCUACAGCUUUGCCAAGCAUUUGCAGUCGCGCAUCUGCCACGCGCCGGCCGCUGCGUCACCCACGACCUUCCAGACCUGGACGCGCGUCGGCGGCGUCCGCUUUCGCCAGAUCCGCGUCAAGCCAGAGAAGUGCGCGCUGAGCUUUCUUCACGACGACAAGCAGACGUGCUACCCCGAGUUUGACGACGCGCUCGAGGAGAAGGCGGCGCUGUUCGGCGCAAACCGCACGUAUGUGUGGCACAAUGACUUUGAGCCGCUCAUUCCGGGGCAAAACUCGCGCUUUACUACGACGUCGUACGGCACGGGCGGGUACGCGGUCGACCUCUGCGAGAUUGGUGAUGUGGACGAGCUCGAAGCCGACAGCUACCUCGACAUGGCGACCCGCGCCGUCUCGCUCGAGUUUGUGGUCGUGAACCCGUCGACGCAUGUAUUUACGAUCGCGUCGCACGAGUUUGUGAUUCGCCCGUCGGGCCACCUCGAACAGUACUCGCAAAGUGCGAGCAUCCGCGUGCUCGGCCUCGAUGCCUCGCCGUCGUCGCUCUCGUCCUGGCUGUGGUGGUGCGACGCGCAGUACCUUCUCUUGCUCGCGGUCGUCGGCUUUGUGGGUACGUACCUACGCGGCGAGAUUUCCGAGAUUGUCAAGAUGGGCAUCACCUCGUACUUGACGCUCGACGGCUGGAACCUCUUUGAGAUGGCGCACUUGCUCGCGGUCAUUUGCACCGUCUUGCACAUUUUCGUGUACUUUGGCCAGUGCCGCGCCACGAUCCGAGCGGUCCACGGCGUCGACGACAAUGACGGCGACGUGCUCGAGGUGCACACGCACAUGCUCAUGCUGCUCGACACGUUUCUCUCGCUGAGCGACUAUGCAGCGCUCUCGUCGGCGUUUUCGCUUUUGAAAGUGUUCAAGUUUUUGCGUAUGAACUCGACGUUGAACUUGCUCUGGCAAGUGCUGGGCAUGGCGCUCCGCGACCUCAUGGGGUACCUCGUCAUCUUCCAGCUCAUCUUCCUCUCGUACUCGACGAUGGGCUCGUAUGCAUUUGGCUUUGACCUCGAGGAAUUCUCGACCAUCUCCAAGAGCUAUGGCACGUGCUUUCACAUGCUGGCCGGCGACUUCCCGUACGACCGCCUCCAGCAGGCCAACCCGCGCUUGGCGCCCUUCUUCUUUGUGACGUUUGUCGUGCUCGUGCUGCAAAUCAUGGUCAACAUGUUUGUGGCCAUCCUCUCCGAGUACUAUGACAACGCCAAGGGCGUCGGGUCGGACGAAGACGACGUCGAGUACGAUAUCAUUACGCGCGCCAAGGAGUUUAUGAGCUCGUGCUCGCCGUCGGUCGAGCUCCGGAACCGCGAAAGCAUCGUGCUCCGGCCCAACCAAACCGUUCGGCUCAUCUCGACCAACCUCGUCGAUAAGGAGCUCACGCGCCAGCGCGCAAAGAAGCUCUUCCGCGGCGCGGUCUGGCGCGUCGUGGCGCUUCUCCGGUUUGGCGUCAAGUUUGACACGCGGCUCGACUUUGACCGGUCCAAGGCGCCGACUGCGUCGCACGACCCGAACCGCAUGACGUACAUUCCGCUCUCGGAGAACUUCGACCACGCGACCAUCAAGAUGCUUUUGCCCAAGGGCAUUACGAUCCGGUUCACGGGCGACUCGAUCCUUGGUCAAGAUUUGCUCUUGCGCGUCGUCGACCACAACAGCUUGUCGGUCUCGUGCGUGGUCCUCAGUCACGACGAUGACGACGACGACGUCAUGGAGCUUGCGGGCGGCGAGACGCUCCGGCUUCCGAUGCGGCUCUUUGGCAUUCAUGUGCUGCGCAUUCUACUGAGCGAGCUCCGAGCCGCGAUCCUGCGCGCGACCAAGUGGUGGGAUCCGUACGAGGCGCACUUGGUCGACGACUACCACUUGUACCAGCUCCUCAAGGACGAGCGCGAGCGGGGCAAGACGACAUUGCGGUUUGACGAGCUCUCGCGCCUCUUGGACUUGUACCUCCGCAAGGAGAAGCGCAAUGGCGAGAUCGACCAAGCGCACGUCAAGCGGGAGACGGCGCUCGUCAUGUACCGGUUCCGCAAUUCGCUGAUCGAUAUGCCGUCGCGCGAGAAGGAAGGCCACGAGUACAUUCCCAACCCGAUCGACACGAGCAUGGUCGAGCUCGGUCCCAACUUGCUCGCGCUCGGCGAAGCCAUGGCCGAGAACGUCCACGACAUCUGGGCGAUCGAGCGCAUCGAGCAGGGCUGGAGCUGGGGUCCGCGCCGCGACGAUACGCUCAAGACGCACCCGAACUUGAUCCCGUACGCGGAAAUGUCGGAAGCCGAGCAGAGCUACGACGUGCGCACGUCGAUGGAGACGAUCAAGACGAUCAUUGCGAUGAAGUACACGAUCGUACGCGCGCUCAAGUGGGCGAGAAGCCUCAUGCACUCGUCGAGCAACGUCUCGAGCUCGUCGAGUGGCGACAAGGGCAUCCCGCUCGCGUCGUCGCCAAAAGCCAGCACGCUCGUCAAGUCUUUUUCGCUGCGGGACGUGUCGCAUACGAUCAAGUAUGGCAGCGACGGCCAGGUGUACACGCCGCGACCGGUCGACACGUCGCAGGUGGUCUUUCCGCAGGGCCUCAAGCGGCUCAUGGACUUGCUUGCGGAGAACGCGCACGAAGUGUGGUCCAAAGGCCGCAUGGACGACGGCUGGACGUACGGCCAAGCGCGCAACGAUAAGCUCAAGAAGCACGUGUGUCUCGUGCCGUACGUGUUUCUCACGGACGCAGAGAAGGACUACGACAUCAAGACGGCCGAGGCGACGCUCAAGAUGCUCUACGCCCUCGGGUACCACAUUGUCGACUCGAACGGCGUCGCGCUCUCGUAGGAUAGCAGUAUACUAGGUGUAGGAGUUCGCAAUGGUAUCGAUAGAAUCUGGAUUGCCCAUGGGGCAUCCGACGAAAUACAAGUCUCUUUAUUCUUGAC